Messenger RNA from Chironomus riparius, 8117 nucleotides. Lineage: Eukaryota; Metazoa; Arthropoda; Insecta; Diptera; Chironomidae. The record is from the annotation of a GenBank genome assembly.
GACUCUCACACACGACUUUUGGAAGAAGUCUUUUUUUUUUCUUCAAUUUCUUGAGAUGGACUUCAGUUGGAGAUUGAAUUUCGAAUGCUUUAAACGCAUCGGAAGUUUCGGAAAUUUUUUGGUUAUUUUAAAAAAAAAACUAUAUCGUGUGAAGACAGUUUGAACGAAGUGUAAAUAUAUAUAAUUAAGACAAUCUCGCUUUUUUUGAAUAUUUAAAAAAAAAAGAUCUAAGAGUUGUCUCGGUCAGUUUAGUGUGUUUGUCAGCAGCAUCUUGUGACUUUCACUUGAUUUUUUUUUAUAUUCGGUGAAUUUAAUUACGUUUAAUGUGAUUUUUAUUCACAAACAAUUGAUUGCCUGACUAAUCACACAGAUAUAUUAACUUUAAUUAUCUUAAAUGAUCAUUGUUUUAUUGUUUUAACAGCAACUGGAUUUACUUGUGGAUUAAUUGAAUUUAUUUAAAUGUGUACCUAAUAAUAUUGUGCAAUUAAAACUUAUAUGGAUUACUUGCUGUGAACAGUGUAUAAUGAUAAAAACGACACCAUCCAGUGUGUGUUAUGCGAUGGGAAAAUUAUUAGCUUGAGAAAAUUCAAUUAAAUUUAGUGACAUUACUGCACAUAGGAAAGAAAGCUCUACAAAAAAACUACAUUGCUUGUAAUUAAACUGAUUGCAAUCAGUUUGUGCAGUUGGAAGUAAAAGGAAGAAAGUUUCACAUACAUAAAAAAAAAUAAAGAAUUGAAAAAUGAGGAUUUUGUUUCUUGUUACGACUGCAAUUGCAUUUAUUAUUGUUGUCAAUGCCGAUGACAAAGUGUCGAAGAAUGCGACAAAGGCUGACACAAUAAAGACAAAAGACACACGUGGAAAGAGGAAUUUAAAUUUAUUUGGAAAUUUUGAUAACAACAGCAACAGACGAAACUAUAAUUAUCAACCGAAUGGAUAUAAUUACGAACCCAGUAAUUUUAUUGGAGGAGGAUCAGCACCAGAUCGUCAUCAUCUUCACCAUCAUCAAUAUCCAGAGCCACCAGAGCCUAUUAUUGAGAUUAUAAUUCAAGAUAGUAACGAUACAUUGCCUGAGCCUCAACCAUUGAUUCAGUCGAAUGGAAAGAAAAAGAAGGAACAAGUGCAAGUGUUUUAUGUCAAAUAUCAUAAAGAUGAGAAGAAUGGAUUAGUUAUUCAUGAUCCCGUCGCUGCACUUUCGCCAGCAGGGCAUGAACAAAAUGAGCAUGAAGACGAUAUUCAUGAUGAGCCGAUUAUCGUUACGCCACUUCCAAAUAUUCCAAGAAAAUCAACAACGUUACGUACGAUUAUAAGACCAGAAAGUGAACAGUACGAGAGCAAUAGUGGCGUUCAUGUAACAUUCAAUCAUCCACAUAAUCAUAACAGCAAGUCGGAUAAUAAUAUUAUUCAUGAUGAAGAUAAACUUGAAAGUGCCAUACAGCCAGUGGUCCAAUUACCUCAAAACCGAAUUGGUCCAUUACAAGUAGCUCCAUUAGAGAGACCGUCACAGCAUGUGUUUCCUUCAAUUGUUAAUCAGGGACGUGUUGUAAAUUCACCACCUUCUCAUUCAAACGGAAAUUUCCAUCAUCCACCGCAACAAUUAGUCCAACCUCUCCCUCAUCAAAGACCAGCACUUGAAUUCAAUCCACAAAAUAAUUUUGUAUCACAUCCGCAACAAGGAGUUUUAAAUAAUCAAUUAUCACUUCCUAGUCAUGAGCCAUCAAAACCAUUCCAUCCACAAUUCCAUCAAGCACCAAAUCAUCACCAUCAGCAACAGCAACAUCGUCCACAAGGACCUCCUGUAAUUCCAAUAAAUCAUCAACAACAGUUUAAUAAUCAGCAAUUGGGACAUCAGCAGUUUAAUCAGCCUCCUCAACGAAUCCCACAACCUGGUCCAAUUGGUGCUCCAAAUUCUCAGCAUCAAACAGUCUUAAAACCUCCUCAAAGACCUGCUAUACCUGGAAAUUUCAAUCAGAAUCAAAAACCUUUCAAUUAUCAUGCGUUCCCAACUCAACCUCAACAAACUCGAUUCCCGCCAAAUCAGCAAAAUCAUAACCCACCUCAAUUCCAGCAAAACCAGCCACAGUUUCAACAAAAUCAGCCUCAAUUCCAACAGAAUCCAAAUAUUCAGCAUCAUCAAGGACCACCUCAAAGACCUCCCCAACAUUUAGGACCAAGACCUAAUGGAAUUCCUCCCCCUCCUCCUCAAUCUAAUAUCCAUAACCCAUCUCAACAAUUAUUGCCUUUUAAUCGUCCACCAGUUCAAUUCAAUGCACCACAAUUCCCACAACAGCAGUUGCCGUUACAUCAACCACCACAGAACUUCAAACCAGAACAAACUCGGCCUCAAGUUCACCAUUCUCAGCCAUUACAUCAACAUAAUCAAUUUGCAGCUCAACAAAAUGCCGCAGUUCAACAUAAUAUCCAUCAGCAGCAACAAUCACAUAAUCCAAAUGUCUUCCAAGGCGGUUUAGUGGAACAAGCAGCUCCAAACUUAUCACAAUCACGUCCACACUUCAAUCAGCCACAAUUCCAGACACAGGAUGAUGUUCAAUUCCACCAGCAACAAAAUAAGUUUAUUCAAUCAGCAUUUGGAGCUACAGAUGUUCAAGUUUCAUCAUCAGUGCCGAAAUAUGAACAUCACAUAACAGAAACUGUCAAUCCACCUGUUUUCUUCCACUCAAAAGCUGUAGACAUGGAAAAAAUAAAUGCUGAGAAAAAUAUCGGACCCUUAGCCGGAAACAUUGGACAUUUACAAGUCACGCAACAACCGAAACUUAUUGCAGCAGAGCAACAUCAUAGAUUUAAUGUAAAUCCACAGGGUAGUGUGUCAAAUCACUUUUCUCAAGUCUUUCAACAAUCAAAUAAUAACCAGCAACAAUAUCAAUCUGUAAACUAUGUCAAUCUUGAUCCAAGAAAUAACUUUUCACCUGAACAUCGUGCACAACCAGCCAUUAAACCUACAACAACUAUUAGACCUACAACAACUCAACAAACAACGACUGAGCGUUCAACGACAACUAAAAAGCCAUCAGCAUACUUUGACUUACCUGAUGAAAUUCCAGAUGAUUUGAGAAAGCAACUUGAAGAGUCCGGUGUACUUGAAAAUGCUCAAAUAUCAAUCUUAGACUAUGAUAAAAUUGGCGAAACACCAUUACAAGAUUUGCCACCAGAGCACUUAGCUAAUUUCUUCAGUGCCGGAGGUGGCGCACAAAUCGGAGCUUCAAAUAAAGUCAUUUCAGUGUUAAAGCCUAACGGUGAAAGUGUUGAUGAUAAAAUUGAGGCAUUACAAGGUAAUAAGGAUGUAGCAAAAUUAUUAAGCAAUGCAGGCAAACUCCCAUCAAAGAAAGAAGAUGUUAAUUUGAAAGUUGUAACAUACGAUGCACAGUCAAAUGUCGAGAAAUAUGUUCAGAAAGACGCAAUGAUUCUUCCAACGAUGAACAUAAAACAAAAUUUCAGCCGUUAUUUGCCAAUCAAAAUUAAUGGAGCUCAUUUCCCGAUUCCCGAUGUCGAGGAAUUGAGAGGAAAGAAGAUUUCGAGUGUUGUAGUUUUAGCGCCAGUUUCACAAGACAAUGAAGAGAUUCGAUUCGAACGUAAUGUUUUAGAAAAUAAGCACAUAAAGUUUCUAAGUGGAGAUAUCUUCAAAAAUGUAAUUAAGAAGCCAUCGUCGGAGAAUUUCAAGAAAUGGCUUGAAAAGGAACAAAAAUCCAAUCCGGAUUCACAAAGCGUCGUUUUGCUAGUUACAAAAGAUAGCACAACGAACGAGCAGCAAAUCUUUAUGUAUGAUAUUCCAACAAAAUCUGUAAAUCGAUUAAGUGGCGAGCUUUCAUCGAAAUUCGUUGAUGUUGCUGAAGACAAUGCUAAUGCAGAGGAUGCAAAUGGAAGUUUAAUAACUGAACAAAUUGAUAGAAUUGAUGAAAAUAUUGAGGAUGAUGAGUAUGAUUCUGAACCAGAGCCCUCAAAUAUUGAAGAAUCUGUAGCUAGUCUAGACGAUGAGUCGCCAGUAGAGGAAGAAAAUAAAGUUCUCAUAAGUUCUGGAUAUAGCGUGAUUAAGAAUGAGUGAGUCAUAUUGGACAAAUGUGUUUAGGAAUCAAAUAACAGACCUUUGUAAAUAAUUUUCUCAAUUGCUGCAUUUUCUCAAUUUCGUUGAUGAAAUGAAUGUUAUUUUAUAAAUACUAUUCAGUUAAUGAAUUUAAACGGUACAUUGAAAUUGUGAUGUAAAUCCGUUUUGACACAAAAUUAUUUAUAUAAAAUUGAAUUUAAUUUUUAAUUAAUAAAUUUUCAAUUGUUCACUUUUGACAUAUUUUUUUUUACUUUUGUACGACGAAGUGUGCUUACUAGUGUCAGAUUUCAUGUUGCUGUUGUGUUAAUCUUACUUACCCAUAUUUUUUUACCUUCUUAUAAUUUUAAAUUAAUUAUAAAUGCAAGUUCAACACUGUUGAAUAAAGAAAAAAAAUAUUGUUGAAAUAAAAAUUUCCAUUUAAUGAAAAAUGUGAAAGUAAAUUGUUAACGAACGUGAUAUUAAUAUUUGAUAAAACUUUUUUCUUUUAUAGUUUUUUUCGUCAAGACAUUUAUUUUUCUUGUACCUAUCUCUUCAUCAAGGUAUCUCGUUCCAUAAUCAAUAUAGUGAAAAAAUAUUUUUAUUAAAAACUAAUAGUCUUCUUCUUAGAAAAUGAAAAAUCACUUAAAAUAAAGUGGAAAUUAUGUUUUGGAAUGCAUUUUAGUGUCACAACGUGAUUCGUUAAAUUAUCAAAUGAACAAUAACUCUAAUUAACCUAAUUUUAUAAUAUCUUUAAAUUUAAAAAAACACAUAGUUUCUUGAUUCUUCUACAAAACAAUUUUAACUUUGGCGAUUUCGUUCCACUAGCUAGGACAUCUUCUAUAAAUUUAAUUAUUUGUUUGGAAUUAUUGAAUAAUGUCUACUUAGUAUUUUUAUGUAAUUAUUCUUUGAAUGUCUCUUGAGAACAAAAUUUGCAAUAUUAAUGUUUCUAAUAGCUGAUGUUAUUUUCGAAGAAAAACGUAAACAUUCUAGGUUAUUUUUGUUGAAAAAUCUUAAAUGUUAACUUGGACCUAGAUUUAUCUGAAGCUAGGAAUUUAUUUACAUAUUGAUUGAGAAUAUCAAAUAAACUGUGUCAAGAUUCUCCAAUAAUAAGUUAAAUUUAAAGCAGAGAGUGAAGUUGAUUUGGAUUUUGUAAUAAGCUUAGUCGGUUUUAGUAGAUUGUAAUACUAAUAUUCAAUGUAUUUCUAAUAAUUAAAUUAAGGUUUUUGAAUGAUUAAAUCUAAAUUAUCAGAUCAGAUAUUAGAAUAUGCAUUUCAACUGUGUAUUUUGUUCUAAAGAGACAUUUCUAGUUGCUAAUAAGAAGCAAGAAUUAUUUAAAUUCACAUUAAGCUCAAAAAAUUAUUUUCAAGCAAAACUUUCAAUGUGUCAACGAAAAGGUAAAUUCAUAGCGCUAAUAUUUCUAAGAAAAUAAAAGCCUUAACAAAUGAAAGUCACGGACAAUUUCAAUCAUUUCUGGAUCUUUUUAGAUAUAUUGUGAUGAUAUGGUUAUGAGUUAUUUCUAUCUAUAAAAAUAAUUUCUAGACAUUUAAAAUAGUUUGGGUAAAUUCUGUUGUUCUGAGCAAAGCAUGGUGUAUUUUAAAAUCACUUCCAGUUAUUUGGGUAUUGAGAUCCAAAAAUGAGUAAAAUGCCAAUUAUCAAGUGCUUUGUUUUCUUAGAAUUUCUAGGUAUUAAGAAAUAAUUUUGGCAAGAACAGCUAAUUUAGAAAAGAACAAUAGAUUGAUCGCGUUCCAACUUUCUCUUGGCUUGAGAAAUUAUGGUGAAUUCUGAAGGUGCUAAAAAGCCACUUUGUUGUUUAGCUGGAUGUUGAUAAAACACUUCAAGACCACCGGAAUUGUGACCAUAUAUUAAUGAAUCAUUAGUUCUGACAAUAACGUCAGAGAUAUUUUUAUUUGCUGUAAAGUUGUCAUGUAUUAAUAUUGCAGUUUGUUGAUCAUACGUUCCGCUGCGUUGUAAGACAUUCCAAGUAUGAUCAAAUGUCAUGAAUGAAUAUUCACUUGCCUUUAAAUCCACAGUCACGUUAAUAACUUCAUUCAAUUUUGACUCCAAACGAGUUAAUCGAUUGAGGCAAACUUCAAACAUUUGCUGAACCAUUAACUCAUCACACAAAUUCUCAUCAGCAAUCACCAUUAAUGUCAUAUUUUGAUGUCCGAUUACCAACAAAUCCACACGUUUCAUUUCAUUUGACUGUUCAUUAACAUCAUCAACUGUAUUAUCUUCAUGUUUCUCUUCAUCAACUUUAGACAAACGAUUAAAUAAAGUACGAUUUGUGUUAUCGGUUGGUGUAUCAUAAUAAGUUGGAGUUGGUAAAUCAAAGCUCGAAAAUCCACUGGAGAAAUUUUCAUUUUCACUCAUGGCCAAGAGUGUUAAUUUUGACAUUAAUGGUGUAAGUUGUAAACCACCCAUGUUCUUCUUUGUCUUUGUGGAUGGCGAAUCGAAAAUUGAUGUGUUUUCUGCUGCUGCUGCUUUACUUGUUGACGGCUUUCCGGGAUCGGAGAGAUCUAAUGAACAUGACUUAAUUGGCAAUUUUAAUAAUUUCUUCUUUUGAUUCCGCAUAAUCCUAUUUGGACUGUUUUUAAUAUCCGAUCUUUUCAUAAUCAUUGGAUCAGCUUCGAAAAUCUUUUGUGGUAAGCUCUUUAAUUUCAUUAAAUUUUUCUCUUCAAUUGGAAGUGGCUUGAGUUCGUUGACAUUCGGAUUAUGUAAAGAUUGAAAAUCAUCAAAAAGAGUCUUUGACAUUGGCAUCUUUUUAUCACUAAAUAUUGGAUAAAUUGGAUCUGUUAUUGUAUCAUAGACUUUAUAUGAACUACUAUUUUCAUCAUCAUUAAUUCUUAAAUCAUCCCAUGACUUCUUCUUCCACUGUAGCUGACUCUUAAAUGGAUUGUGUGCAAAAGCUAUGUAAACAUUUUCCCAUUCUUUUGGUAUUUCUCUUGACUUUUCUUUAACGAGUGGCUUAAUUUCACUCGCAUUAACCUCACCGAAUAAAGCUGCUUGAGUAGUUUCUAUUGAUUUAGCAAAUAUUGACUGAAUUGGUCCAGCAAGAAUCUUAUUCUCAGUCAUCGGAGUACUUGCAAUGCUUGCUUUUCCAAUAAAGUCUGGAUAUGAGUCUGACUCAUCAAAUGAAACAAUCGAUGCUAUGCCUGAUUCUGGUGGAAUUGUUUUAAACUUUAAUGGUAAAUGAUUCGGUCUAUUUGUUCGAAUCUUUUCAACUGGUGAUGGGAUCUCAAUUAAGACUUCUUCUUCUGGAAUGUUUGAAAAGAUUAACGAUUUAUCUCGUUUCAUUAAUGUUGAUGAUUCUUUGUUUUUCUUUUUAAUCGAGAAUGGCAAUGGCAAAGUGUUUUGAACGCCUAAUGAUGUAGCUUCACUCAUUUUAUUCUUCUUUUGCUGCAAUCUAUGAUAUUCAUUAACAGAAAUGUAAACUUUAAUGAUUUGAGAACCGAAAGGAAUGUGAAAAUCGAUAUUUUUAGCGACUUCAGCUGUAGUUUUAAUUCUGACUGGAUCUGUUGCAACGAGAAUCUUUGUGAGAUCAAUAGACAAUUGAGUGGAUAUUACUUUGUUAUUAUAUAAAAUACAUCCACCUAAGAUAUUUGGUUUGCAUGCUGCAUUUUCCAGUAUCUGAGUUGCAUCAAGGAACAAAUUGCUCGUACUUUUUGGCAAGUACAGUUUAUAUAUAUUUUGUAAUAGAUUACUAUUAUAUUGAAGUACGGGUAAGUAAGUUUCAAAUAUAUGAUAAAGUUUGUCUGAGAAAUUCUUUGGAUCACUAAAAUGUUCAAAAAUAUCAUUGAUAUCAUUAUGGUAUAGUCUUAGAAUUUUCGUCAUUAAUUCAGCUCGAUGAUUAAGCAAUGAUUCCUGAAUAUUUCGGUCUGUUCCAAGUGCCAAUAUGAAUCGUCCAAAUUGCUCAAUUCUAAACUUGCCAUUCUGCAAGCUUAUACAAUUCACUUCCUCAAAAUCUGAACAGAAAUUCAGCAUUCCAACGAGUUGUCCACAUAAUGCCAUUUUUUGCUGCUCAGAAACCCAAGAUGGAUGGAAGUACUUAAUCGCUUUCAAUGGAUCAUCCUCUAUUAAAUAA